GUUAACGGGGCGCGCCGCUAGGAGUCGCUGUUUUGCGACGAAAAGGCUUUUUCAGCUGUUUUCCGGUGACAGCAGGGGAAUGACAGCCCCGACAAACACGGCCCUACUUCCAUUCAAGCCGACUCCAAAACAUCGACAAAAACAAGGAGCUGCCAGCUAUUGGACUUCAGGUUCUGUGUUUGGGGAAUUUCUUCUUUAUGUGCCACUGGAAGCAGCAGCAGCAGCAGCAGCAGCAGCAUGGCAGAUGACAAGGACGUGCUGAGAGACGUUUGGUUCGGCCGGAUCCCCACCAGUUUCACCCUGAACCAGGAUGAGGUUACUGAGAGAGAGGCCGAGCCCUACUAUCUGCUGUUACCCAGGGUGAGCUACCUGACUCUGGUUACAGACAAGGUGAAGAAACACUUCCUCAAGGUGAUGAGGGCUGAGGACGUGGAGGAGAUGUGGUUCGAGUACGAAGGGACGCCGUUGAAAUGGCACUAUCCAAUUGGAGUUCUGUUUGACCUCCACGCCUCCAACACCGUCUUACCGUGGAGCAUCACUGUGCACUUUAAGAAUUUCCCAGAUAGCGACCUGCUCCACUGCCCGUCCAGCUCUGUGGUGGAGGCUCACUUCAUGUCCAGCAUCAAGGAGGCCGACGCUCUCAAGCACAAGAGCCAAGUCGUCAACGACAUGCAGAAGAAAGACCACAAACAGCUGUGGAUGGGCCUGCAGAACGAUAAGUUUGACCAGUUCUGGGCCAUGAACAGGAAGCUGAUGGAGUAUCCCACCGAGGAGGGCGGCUUCAGAUACAUCCCCUUUAGGAUAUACCAGACGAUGAGCGACAGGCCGUUCAUCCAGAGGCUGUUUCGCCCCGUUUCACCUGAAGGCAACUUGCACACACUCGGCGACCUGAUGAAGGAGAUGUACCCCGCUGCUUUACCAAACGACGGUGAGGCGAAGCGGUACCAGGUGGUGAUCCACGGUAUCGAACCUCUGCUGGAGACGCCCCUGCAGUGGCUCAGCGAACACCUCAGCCACCCGGACAACUUCCUGCACAUCUGCGUCAUCCCCACACCCACCGACUGAGGCCACGCCCACCCGCUCCUCACUGUCACCGUGACGACCAGCCGACUCCGCCCUCUUCCGCCAGCCGGCUGGGUAACUCCCCGAAAAACAAACAAACAAAAAAUAAAAACGGUACCGCUCGGAGGUGGAACUAACAAACUCUGUAACGAGAAGGAGACGAGAUGCUUAAAACGAUGAACAAAAGGAUGCGAGGGAGGAAUCUCACAAACCUCCUUCUCCCGUCUUGUCAUCUGUUUAUAUUUCUACUCCUCCCACAGCUCCUCCUCCUCUUCUCCUCUCGGAAAACUUGUUCAUAGGACGCGAAGGAUGAAAAGAUCUUCUCGUCCUCCUCCCGCUCCAUUGAAAAGAAAGACAUGUCUGUAGCUGGAGAGGUGGUUGAACGAGCCUCCUGUUUUUGUACUCUCAUCCUCUCCUCCUCGUACGCCUCCCCAAACAAACAAACAAACAAACAAACAAACAAACAAACAAACGUCUCCAUGAGGAGGAGACGAGGUGAACGGAUUCCUCUUUUCUUCAUCCCGCCGUACAUCCUCUUCCUCGUCUCGUCCAAGACACAGGGACUGACCUGUGGACGUGGAGACUUGGAUUGUUUGGGAUUUGAGGAGAGGCGUAUCCAGUCCUGCUGAAGUUGCCUUAGUUAACACAGUCAUGCGCUUACAUCAUCAUCAUCGUCAUCAUCGUCAUCAUCAUCUUCUGCUUCUUCAUCAUCCGGACACACAAAGCUUACAUUGUUUUUUUUUAACUAUUUGACAUUAACGUUGGAAUAAGAACUCUGCGCUGAUCAUCUAAUUAUUAGAGUUAUUUUAAAAGAAAAAAACAACUUAACAAGCAGUCAAAAUGUAGACGUGUCAUCACCUUAAAUCUCAUCUUUAACUCAAAGACUGUGUAUCUGGUGUUUUUUAAUCUUCAAUUUUUCGCCACUUUCACGCGUCUUGAGUUUGUUUCCUUCAACGGUUACACGCUCCUCUGUCGCUGACGGGAUAUCACAACCGUCAAGCCCAGAUACAGGAACUAAAUAUGACGUUUACUUUGUUGUGUUUGCCAAAUUCUUCUGAGAGAGUAAACCAGCCGGUUGUGAGACGAAGGCGUCGCGUGGAACAGCGCCGCACGUGUUUUCAAUAGCAGGUGUUGAUUUAUCUCCCGACAAUACGACACAGUUUAGCCGUUUUACUGUCUGUUUUUGUCAGAUUUGGCCCGAGCCUCUUUGUCUGCAGCCAAACUUAAAAGAGCAUCUGGUUUUGUUUCGGUUUAAGAACUCAGCUUAGAUAAUGAGACGGCAGGAACGAUUAGCAUUAAGUCUGCAGGCCGUUGGGGGGCCGCAGACGUUCCACAUUCAGCUUUCGGUGUCAAAUGUGAAGUUUGUGGACAGAAACCGAACAGGCAGAAGGAUGUAGUCAGCUUACUUUGCUGGUUGUUGUGACCAUAAUUAAUUAAUCGAUCACUGUUUUUUGUUUUUUUGUUUUUAGCGUUGUGUAUCAGCAUCUUUUUUACAUUCAUACUGAAAUAAAAGUUUAAAAAACAUGCAGCGAUGUUACUCCAAAUGACUCCAAAUAAAAGUAUGUUGAUUCAAACAUC
This is a messenger RNA of Acanthopagrus latus (yellowfin seabream), 2640 nucleotides long. It is a transcript of the gene atg5, whose product is annotated as ATG5 autophagy related 5 homolog (S. cerevisiae). The coding region runs from base 238 to 1065 and encodes 275 amino acids. The transcript is spliced from 8 exons. Gene Ontology annotation, biological process: cellular response to nitrogen starvation; autophagosome assembly; autophagy of mitochondrion. The record is from RefSeq and is a predicted model, not a curated record. NCBI's taxonomy places the organism in Eukaryota, Metazoa, Chordata, Actinopteri, Spariformes, Sparidae. Gene Ontology annotation, cellular component: phagophore assembly site membrane; Atg12-Atg5-Atg16 complex; cytoplasm.